Messenger RNA from Striga asiatica, 1605 nucleotides. Lineage: Eukaryota; Viridiplantae; Streptophyta; Magnoliopsida; Lamiales; Orobanchaceae. The record is from the annotation of a GenBank genome assembly.
AUGGUGGCCGAGGCUUGGAUUCUGCGGAUGGGGAAUCAGGUGAGCACCAAUUUAAAGCACGCUCUCAAUCUCGAUAGCUCUUCGGCAAAAUUGAUUAAGAAACAGGGUCCUCACGAGAAGCAAACCCUCGGGAUACUCUCCUUCGAGGUCGCUAAGGUCAUGUCCAAAAUUAUGAACCUGCACAAGUCCCUUUCCGACAUUGAGAUCUUCAAGCUCAAAAACGACAUCUUAAAAUCCGAUGGCGUGAAAGCCCUCGUGUCCGGCGACGAGAAGCAGCUUCUGGAAUUAGCCCUUUUCGAGAAACUCAACGAUUUGAACCGAAUCGCGAGUGUCGUCUCGAGAUUGGGUAAAAAAUGCAGUAUUCCGGCUCUGCAAGGGUUCGAGCACGUGUACGGGGAUAUAAUUUCGGGUAACAUCGACGUCAAAGAAUUAGGCAUUCUUGUGAAAGACAUGGAAGGGAUGGUCCGGAAAAUGGACAAAUACGUGACCCACACAGCAGGCCUUUACCGUGAAUUGGAGGUCUUGAACGAGCUCGAGCAAGCCGCCAAGAAAUUCCCACAUAACCAGCACGAAGAGACCCGAAAGGCUCUCCAACAGAAAUUGGUAUGGCAGAAAAAUGAUGUAAAUCACUUGAAAGAUGUUUCGUUAUGGAACCUGACGUUUGAUAAAGUGGUCGGGCUUUUGGCCCGAACAGUUUGCACUGUCUAUGCCCGGAUAAAUACUGUAUUUGGUGAUGGCCACUCACUUGACAGGAGCUCGAGGCAGAAAUUGCGUCAGUUGGAUGUGGCUGGCAAAAGUAGUAACAGUUACUAUUAUUCGGGCUCAAUAGGGAACAAAAUGGGUGUUGAGAGAAAGCCCGGUAGCUUUCGCCCCAAGUUUGGGCUGCAGAAAAGCGGAAGCAGCUUGUUUGGGCCUGAAGACUUCAACUUUGCCUGCGGGCUUGGGCCGGGCCAUCUUUUUAUGGAAUGCUUGAGUCUAAGCAGUUCUGCUUCGAAAGUCAAUGAUGAUGACAAUGACGAUGGUCAAACUAGUGUUGCAUAUAGUCUCAAGAGUAGUUUUGUUAGGAAUGGAGAAAAGCAUGGGCGUAAUAAUUUGCCGAAAACCGGUGCCCAUACUGUUGGGGGUUCUGCACUGGCCUUGCACUAUGCUAACAUAAUAAUCAUUAUAGAGAAAUUACUCAAAUACCCACACUUGGUGGGUGAUGAGGCUCGAGACGACUUAUACCAAAUGCUUCCCACGAGCCUGAGAAAGACUCUGAAGACCAAGUUAAAAUCUUACGUGAAAGAUUUGGCCAUUUUCGACGCGCACCUGGCGCACGACUGGAAGGAGAGGCUCGACGGGCUUCUCGGGUGGCUGGGCCCGCUGGCCCACAACAUGAUCAAGUGGCAGACGGAGAGAAAUUUCGAGCAGCAGCAGAUUGUGGCUCGUGCGAAUGUUCUAUUGAUCCAGACAUUGUAUUUUGCGGAUAGGGAAAAGACGGAGGGCACCAUUUGUGAGAUUUUGGUGGGUUUGAAUUAUAUAUGUAGAUAUGAGCAGCAGCAGAAUGCGUUGCUGGACUGUGCUAGUAGCUUUGGGUUCGAGGACUGUAGGGGGUGGGGAUCGUGA